AUGGUCGAUCUCCCGGUGUCGCCUGUGGAACCGCUGGCCAUAGCAUUCUCACUCGGCGAUCCCGCGACACGGUUUCAACAUCUUCCACCGAUCCAACUCAAGUUUGAUCUUCCCGAAGCGUAUCCCCUCGAAGCUCCACCAGUGAUUGAACUCACCACCUCACCGGCGUGGCUGCCGACCGAAAAGCUUGAGGUGCUUAAAAAGGAAUGUCUUGGACUGUGGGAAGAGUAUGGCCAUGGCCAGGUGGUGUUCGCUAUCAUCGACCAUGUGCAACAGCGUAUUGAGCGGGGUCUAGGUAUAAGUGGAGCACUGCUGGUUCCGGCCGAGCUGCAGGAGGAACUUGUUGCCUUUAACCAGGAGACGAAGCGGAAAAAGUUUGACCAGGAGACUUAUGACUGCGGGAUAUGUCUGGAGCCGAAGAAGGGAGUGCUUUGCCACCAGCUGCGGUCCUGUAUACAUGUUUUUUGUCGGCCGUGUUUACGAAAAAAGAAGGCUUUGGCCGCCGACCCGAAGACAAUUUACUGUCCCCGACAAUGGUGCCAAGCUCCAUCGCGGGCGUCGGUGGAGAAUGUAGAGGCUUCGAUGAAGAUUAUCCCACAACCGAUUGAAGAGCAUGUGUACGAGGCGGACAGCAAGAAAAAGGUGAAAGAAACGGUCUCACCGUUAAAAGAAAAGCUCCAGGUGUGCUCGACUUGCUCGUUGGCAUUUUGUUCGAAGUGUUUGGCAUCAUGGCACGGCGAUUUUCAGAUCUGCAAGCCUGCUGAUGGUACAUUGACGGAGGAGGAACUUGCGAACGAGAAAUUCCUCCGGGAAAACACCACACCAUGUCCAACUUGCGAGACCCCCGUUCUUAAGAGCCAUGGAUGCAAUCAUAUGAUCUGUACCUGUGCCACGCACUUUUGCUUUCUUUGCUCGGCAUACCUGCCGGCUGAAAAUCCUUACUUUCAUUACAAUACCAUCGGCACCGACUGCUACCAGCGAUUGUGGGAGGGCGAAUCUGGGGAUAUCGAAAACCAGCGGUUGAUUGAGGCGGGGGUAAGACCACUCGGAUCUGAAGAAGAAUAG
This is a messenger RNA of Tricharina praecox, 1065 nucleotides long. RefSeq lists its product as uncharacterized. The coding region runs from base 1 to 1065 and encodes 354 amino acids. The transcript is spliced from 5 exons. NCBI's taxonomy places the organism in Eukaryota, Fungi, Ascomycota, Pezizomycetes, Pezizales, Pyronemataceae. Gene Ontology annotation, biological process: ubiquitin-dependent protein catabolic process; positive regulation of proteasomal ubiquitin-dependent protein catabolic process; protein polyubiquitination. Gene Ontology annotation, cellular component: cytoplasm; ubiquitin ligase complex. The record is from RefSeq and is a predicted model, not a curated record. Gene Ontology annotation, molecular function: ubiquitin protein ligase activity; zinc ion binding; ubiquitin conjugating enzyme binding.